GAGGGGACGUUGCCCCUGCCCGCCUCCCGCCGCCCCCCGCCCUCGGGCUCCCGAAUCUCAGUCGGCGCCCAGCAUCCUGCUGCCCCGGACCCUCCCGCAGGCGCGCACCGGGCUCUACUCAGACUCAGGACUGCAGGUGGACAUCUCCAUUGUCCAAGAAUCAUUGAGUGUGCAGACAGGACAGCCUCCUUGGAAGGCCGGCUAUACCAGAGUCCUGCCUCGGCAUGGGCCUUGCCAUUGAGGCAACCCCGCUAUCUGUGCUGGUCUGAGGGUGCUGCCCGUCAUGGGGUCAGCCAUCUCCCAGGGGGCCCUCAUAGCCAUCGUCUGCAACGGCCUCGUAGGCUUCUUGCUGCUGCUGCUCUGGGUCAUUCUCUGCUGGGCCUGCCACUCCCGCUCUGCUGACAUCGACUCGCUCUCCGAAUCCAGUCCCAACUCCAGCCCUGGCCCCUGUCCUGAGAAGGCACCCCCACCCCAGAAGCCCAGCCAUGAAGGCAGCUACCUGCUGCAGCCCUGAAGGUCCCUGGCCUAGCCUGGAGUCUGGGACCUAAGUCUACCCCACCCAGAGCCUGGAAUCAAGAUCCCAAGGUCCAGCCGGCCUGGGGUCCAGAACUCGGAAUACAGCCUGUCUGGAGCUGGACCUAGCAGCCCAGAGUCUAGCCAGCUUGGCUCCAAGAGGGGCUCUGGUGGCCCUAGGUAGAUAGGCCCGGGGUGGGCAUUUAUGAGUUGGUGCUAGGGCCAGGGCCAUCUGGACUCUGCUCCAUCCCAAGGGCCGGGGUCUGGGUCCAUCCUCUCCCCUAGGCUGAGUGCUUCUAGGCCCUCUCCGUUGGGGAAGCAAACUGGAAUCCAUGGCAAUAAUGGGAGGGGGUCCAGGCUGGGCCCCUCCUCUGGUCCUCCCACUGUUUGCUGGAUAAUAAAUUGAACUAUGGCUCUAC
Molecule: messenger RNA, 932 nt
Organism: Pteropus alecto (black flying fox)
Lineage: Eukaryota; Metazoa; Chordata; Mammalia; Chiroptera; Pteropodidae
Gene: ENHO
Product: energy homeostasis associated
Exons: 2
Coding region: 284-514 (76 amino acids)
Biological process (GO): positive regulation of Notch signaling pathway
Cellular component (GO): plasma membrane
Source: RefSeq, a predicted model, not a curated record